Pterocles gutturalis (yellow-throated sandgrouse) is the source of this 646-nucleotide messenger RNA. It is a transcript of the gene PLEKHA1, whose product is annotated as pleckstrin homology domain containing, family A (phosphoinositide binding specific) member 1. The annotation marks the transcript as partial. Gene Ontology annotation, molecular function: PDZ domain binding. Gene Ontology annotation, cellular component: membrane; cytoplasm. Lineage: Eukaryota; Metazoa; Chordata; Aves; Pterocliformes; Pteroclidae. The transcript is spliced from 6 exons. The record is from RefSeq and is a predicted model, not a curated record.
UUCUGCAGUGUGAUGUUCAGAGUCAGAAAUGCCUUAUGUGGAUCGCCAGAAUCGCAUUUGUGGUUUCCUAGAUAUUGAAGAAAAUGAGAAUAGUGGAAAAUUUCUGCGGCGGUACUUUAUUCUGGACACACGAGAAGACAGUCUGGUGUGGUACAUGGAUAACCCACAGAAUCUUCCCUCUGGAUCUCCACCUGUUGGAGUCAUUAAACUUACCUAUAUUUCCAAGGUUAGCGAUGCAACUAAGCUAAGGCCAAAGGCAGAAUUCUGUUUUGUUAUGAAUGCAGGGAUGAGAAAAUACUUUCUACAAGCCAAUGAUCAGCAGGACCUAGUUGAAUGGGUAAAUGUUCUGAACAAAGCUACCAAAAUCACAGUACCAAAGCAGUCUGAUCCUCUGUGUCAAAUGGAUAAUGCAAAUCGUCAAGCUGAAAGCCCAGGUGGAAAGAAGCAAGUGUCUUACAGGACAGAAAUUGUUGGCGGUGUUCCUAUCAUUACACCUACCCAGAAAGAAGAAAUCAGUGAGUGCAGUGAAGGGGGUGAUAGGAAUUAUUUGAAACGGUCACAAAGUCACCUUCCUUAUUUUCCUGCUAAGCAUCCCCCAGAUAAUGCUAUUAUCAAAGCUGGCUACUGUGUAAAACAAGGAGCAGUG